AUGACUCUAAUUCUUGAAGAAAAUGGACAACAAAGCUCUGAACCAACAAAACGGAGACAUGGACAUACUGGACUGGUGAAAAAAUAUUCAUCACUUCAGGUCUCGCACUAUCCUGUACUUCUAUUUGCAAACACCGACACGGAGGGACAGCCGCCAAGUGUUGUCUGGAAGACGAGUUCAAAUACUGAACCUCGAGAAGACGAGAAUCCUGGUGGAGGCGCGGCAGAUCGUGACGAAUAUCCAGCUGCACCUGCUGCAUCGCCAUGUUCUCCCUCUCAUCUUCAUCCACAGUUGUCGUUUAGUUCAGUGGUGAACGCAACAAUGAAAGCACAUGGCCAAAAUCCGGUUAUGAGAUGUGUCUCAUCUUCCACGCCGAUUUCGGCAGCAGCGAGGAAAUCGCUCUGGGGCGCUUCGCUACAUCACUCGUUCGAAAAAAAAUCUGUGCCAUCCGUCGAGUCGCUCUACAAUUCCUGCACGGACCUCGACGCCUAUCGCCAACAACGGAAACGUCGAGCCGGAAUAUCGGGUGUCGCUACCGGCUAUGGAGGACCAACACUCGGCGGUCGUUCACCGCAAUCAUCCUUUGAUUCAAAUACGGAUGUGGCACAGAUUUCCCUAAACUGGAUGAGGAUGAAUGGUCUUGGCACAGGUCCAGUACGGCCACUCCUCACUGGUGGAAAUGCUACAGUUGCCAAGUCGGUGACAAACCUCGGCCCUCGAGUGAACUCGCUUCGAAAGAUGCAUGGUAUUUCCAGUCUCGAGGAUCGUACCACACAUCAUUACGAUACAUUUGAUGGCGAUGCCGUAUCGCGAAAAUCUGUUUCGGUAGCGUAUUCGAAUGAUCUCGAAGCUCAAAAAGUCCUUGAUGACUCAGAAACUCCCCUUAUGGAAGAAAAAGAGGAUGCCGCAAGCGGGGGUCGAUUAAUUAAACGAGAAAUUCUACAUGAUAAACGGCGAUAUAUGAGCGAUAGAGCAUUGUUUUUCGCUGUUCUCGGAAUCGUGCUUAUGAUCCUCGAAAACGAGCUGAGCGCAGCUGGUCUGGUUCCUACGGGUUCUUUCUUUAGUCUCUGUCUGAAAUCACUGAUUGUCGGGUCCACAAUUGUCCUCGUUGUUUUCGUAGCCUAUUUUCAUAUCAUAGAAGUGCAGUUGUUUAUGAAUGCCAAUGCAGCUGAUGAUUGGCGAGUAGCGUUAACAACUCGAAGAAUGAUGCAAAUAGGAGCAGAAAUGUUCAUCUGUUCGCUUUGUCCUUUACCGCUAGAACUUGGCGAAUGGGGUCGAGGCAAAUUGACAUCCAGGACAUUACACACUUUUAAUGUCUUCGUAUCCAUUGCUAUGUUCUUUCGGUUAUAUUGGCUAUGUAGAGUGAUGCUACUUCAUUCGAGAUUAUUCACGGAUGCGAGCAGUAGAAGUAUAGCUGGAUUGAAUCGAGUAAAUUUCAAUGCUCGUUUCAUUCUGAAGACGCUGAUGACACUAUGUCCAGGCAAGAUGCUUAUGCUAUUUACGGCAUUUCUAUGGAUAGUCUCUGGGUGGAUUUUACGUCUAUGUGAAAGGGACUAUGCGACCCUGCACCAACGAAAUCACAUGGAUUAUGUAUCAUCUAUCUGGGUUGUAGCUAUCACUUUCCUUUCCGUCGGUUACGGUGACAUCGUACCUCAUACAAAUUGUGGGCGAACAAUGGCUGUAAUUACUGGAAUCUUGGGAACCUGCGCCUCAUCGAUGGUCGUAGCUGUGGUGGCGAGGAAGCUAGAGCUGACCAGAGCUGAAAAGCAUGUCCAUAAUUUUAUGAUGGAUACGCAGCUUACAAAACAGCUAAAGCACUCGGCAGCGAAUGUACUGAGGGAAACUUGGCUGAUCUACAAAUUCAGAAAGAAGGUGGAAAAAAUUGACUACGCUCGCAUUCGACAACAUCAGAGGAAAUUUCUUGUGGCUAUUUAUGAGAUGAGGAAAAUAAAGCGGGAUCAGCGGAAGUUAGCUGAGAAUUUUGUCUCGCUAGGAGACGUGGCUAAGACUUCAUCAAACACGUACGAGUUGAUCCAAGACGUGCACUCAACUCAGGAAGGUCUGUCGCUUCGAAUCACCGCUAUCGAACAUCAGCUAUCCGACAUCUCUCGAGAGAUCGGAGCCCUGGCCGAGAUGAUGCGAGGACGGAAACGAAGCCUGACGAGCGAAGAAACCAGCCCUUCACAUCAUGUCCGACGGAGACGUGACGCUGCUCAGCCGCUUUGA
Molecule: messenger RNA, 2226 nt
Organism: Cylicocyclus nassatus
Lineage: Eukaryota; Metazoa; Nematoda; Chromadorea; Rhabditida; Strongylidae
Source: the annotation of a GenBank genome assembly